Messenger RNA from Hyaena hyaena (striped hyena), 1897 nucleotides. It is a transcript of the gene SIRT5, whose product is annotated as sirtuin 5. The record is from RefSeq and is a predicted model, not a curated record. The coding region runs from base 497 to 1507 and encodes 336 amino acids. Gene Ontology annotation, molecular function: protein-succinyllysine desuccinylase activity; NAD+ binding; protein-malonyllysine demalonylase activity. NCBI's taxonomy places the organism in Eukaryota, Metazoa, Chordata, Mammalia, Carnivora, Hyaenidae. The transcript is spliced from 9 exons.
AGAUGAGCCUGAGCGCUGUUCAGGGAAAGCAGACGCGUGCAGCCACCUGGGGCACCGACUCCUAGAGACCCUCACGCCAUUCCCUUGGGCCACCCAGGCAAAGCUCUCCGUGGUCGUUGCCUGGGCACCCAGCUGACCAUGUCUGGAAAACAGCGGUGUCCACCACUCGAACUGCUCUGUCCUGAAGCUGUGUGAUCCGGCAGGACGAAAGCAGGUAGUAACCCACGACACCUCGGGGAAGCUCACAAAGACGCAGCAAGCCACUGCCCCCUGCCCCUCCGCGGGCGCGCAAAGCAACCUUCGCUGGAGGACAGACAGGCGCAGGGGUGACCCUAGCAGCCAGGCUGGGUCUCCGGCAGGGGCCGCUGCAGCCGGGCAGGUGGCCGGCCCGCCCCGCGGCCCCCGCGGCCCGCCCCCCGCGCCAGGGCCGCCGCUGCCGUCACCGUCCCCGCCUCCGGCAGCCCGUCUCAGGAGUGAGUGCUACAAAGAAAACCUGAUGCAACCUCACCAGAUUGUCCCCUGCCGAUUACUCUCCUGGCUGUACAGUGGACUGAAGUCUCCAGCCUCCACCCGAACCCGGAUCUGCCCGACGAUGGCUCGACCAAGUUCAAGUAUGGCUGAUUUUCGGAAAUUCUUUGCAAAAGCAAAGCACAUAGUCGUCAUCUCGGGGGCUGGCGUUAGUGCUGAAAGUGGGGUUCCGACCUUCAGAGGAGCUGGGGGCUACUGGAGAACGUGGCAGGCACAGGACCUGGCCACCCCUCAGGCGUUUGCGCGAAACCCAUCUCUGGUGUGGGAGUUCUAUCACUACCGGCGGGAGGUGAUGCUGAGCAAGGAGCCGAACCCCGGGCACCUCGCCAUCGUAGAGUGUGAGGCCCGGCUGCGCAGGCAGGGCCGACGGCUCGCCGUCAUCACUCAGAACAUCGACGAGCUGCACCGCAAGGCUGGCACCAAGAACCUUCUGGAAAUCCAUGGUAGCUUAUUUAAAACUCGAUGUACCUCUUGCGGAGCUGUGGCUGAGAAUUACAAGAGUCCCAUUUGUCCAGCUCUCUCGGGAAAAGGGGCUCCCGAACCUGAAGCUCAGGAUGCCAGAAUCCCAGUGGAGAAGCUUCCCCGGUGUGAAGAGACAGGGUGCCAGGGCCUGCUGCGACCCCAUGUGGUGUGGUUUGGAGAAAACCUGGAUCCUGCCAUUCUGGAGGAGGUUGACCGAGAGCUGACCCUCUGUGACUUAUGUCUAGUGGUGGGAACUUCGUCCGUGGUCUAUCCUGCCGCCAUGUUCGCCCCACAGGUGUCUGCCCGCGGAGUGCCAGUGGCCGAAUUCAACAUGGAAACCACCCCAGCCACCAACAAAUUCAGGAAAAGAAAUAUAGAAGAUGAGAAUAUGUGGAAGGCCAUUCACGUUCACAUUCAUGGACCAGACGAAUUAAUAUUGUUAACAUGGCAGUGUUCUCUACCUCGAUUUACGGAUACAGCUCGUCUCUCUCAAGAUCGCAGCUGGCUUCUUUGCUAAAACGGGCAAGGUGAUCCUAAAAUCCAUACGGAAAUGCAAGGGACCCAGAACAGCCAAAACAAAAAGAACUGAAAAACUCACACUUUGCAAGUUCAUCAGUUAACUUACCAUGAAGUUACAGUUACGCAGACUGCAUGGUGCUGGCAUGGAGACGGACGCGUGGGCCAGCGGAGCAGAAUUGAGAGUCCAGAAAUACACCCUCAGGGUAUGGCCGACCGAUUUUUUGGAAAGGGUAUGAAGACAAUUCAGGGAAAGAACAGUCUUUUUAACAAACGGUGCUGGAGCAGCUGGACAGCUCCCUGCGAGAGAAGGCCUGGGACUCUUUCCCCACAUCACCUACAGCGAUCAGCCCAGGUGCAUCAGAGGCCUACACAUAAGAGCUAAAAGUAU